AUCUCAGAUCUCUCACCAUGUAUUCUCCAACCUCAUCAGGCAUUAUAGGAGAAGACUCAGAGCUGUUAUCUUGGCAAAGGGAGCUAGCACAAAGUACUGACUAAAAGGGUGCCAAUAAUUGUUGCACACCUAUAUGAACAAUUUUUUUUUUCUUCUGAUAAACCUGUGUUUUAUUUGAAUUUUUUUGAUAUCCAUGAGAUAUCCACAUUGGCCUGUAGUUGGACAGUGUACAGGGGUCGAAGUCAGGUUUUUAAAUCAGGUUUAAGUUUGAUAACUGCUAGUUUAAAUGAUUCAGGUCCAUUAGUCAGUGCUAAGGGAAGAACUGAUUAGUUUUAGAAGGGGUGUGAUUACUUCUGGAACAAUCUGUUCGAAGAAACAUGUCGGUAAAGGAUCUAGUAAACAAGCUGAUGAUGAUUUUUGUAAAGAAAUGAUACGUGAUAAACACUACAGGUGUACAAGUAGUCGGUUAGUGUAUAUCAGUUCGCUUUUUCAAUCGGCGAAAUCACCUGAAGAUUAAAAACAAGCCGUGGGAACAAACUACAGUAAAUCCGUUACUGAUUUGUGCGCGUGGCAAAUGUAGAGCCACGUGAUUGGCUGGCGCGCGGCUCUCGCGCUCAGGUGCACCAGUCUCGCGCCGGCUUUUUACACACUACGUGCAGCGCGCUGCAGUCAUCCGGCAAAAACAAACGGUUUCCGUGUUAUUUUUUUUAAAUUCUCAACAUAAAGCGGCUAUUUAUAACAGGCGUCUAAAGCGGUCGUAAAUUCUCUCCAUAUAUAUUUCCAGUUCUGACAUCUUGGCGCAAGGACGCGGCGAGAGAACCCGCGUUUUUGGUCAGCGUUUCCAGGAAUUGCUGAGUAAAAAAGACGACAUAAAUCAAGAGAGCGAAGUGUUCGACAGCUCUUUCGACAACCGUUACACCUUCCAGUACCUUCCAGACUUGUGGAAUCUGCUCCUGCUGUGCUGUUGGCUUAUGUCAUCACAAAGACAAAAGUCGAACAAUGGGCCGCAAGCUGGACAUGUCAAAUCUGACAGAGGAGGAGGCGGAGCAUGUGCUACAGGUGGUGCAGAGAGACAUGCAGCUACGUAAGAAAGAAGAGGAGCGUCUUAGUGAGUUGAAACAGGCGCUGGAUCAGGAGGAGAGUCGCUGUGUUCUGCUAUCACGUCAGCGCGGCUUUAAUGAGCGAUGCUGCAUCCGUUGUUGCUCAUCCUUCACCUACUUUCUGAAGCCACGCCGCCGCUGCUCGGACUGUCACUACAACGUCUGCAAGCGCUGCUGCUCAUAUUCUGAAACUGACAAAAGCUGGCUGUGCUCCGCCUGUGAGAAGAGCAGACUGCUGAAGACACAGUCUCUAGAGUGGUUCUACAGUAAUGUGAGAAGACGGUUUAAGAGGUUCGGCAGUGCCAAAGUGCUGAAGAUGCUCUACAGGAGGCACGUUGGAGACCAGGGGAGUCAGGUUGAAUUUACAGAAGGAAGUACAUAUGCUGAAAGCACUGAUGACAGUGUUUAUGAGAGUGACUCGACAUUCUACAAGCAUAGUGAAGAGCAGAGCAUGGCAGAGAGCAUCAGCGUGGCACUCCGUGUGGCAAAGGAGGCCAUAGAUGAGGCUAUUAUUAAGGCCGAGAAACAAACGGGCAAUCAGGAGAAGCUGAAGGAGGCUUGUUACCUACGAGACAACAGAGGAGAGCUGAUAGAAGAACUCACCACCAUGAUUGUGCAGACAAUUAUCUGCAGGAGGAGAGGUCUAUCUGAGAUGGAUACAGAGUGUAAUUUGGAGCCACCACCUGAUCAGAACAGUAAUUCCCAGUCAGCCUUCUCACUUCUCACCGAUGAAAUACUGGCCCAGCAUGACAAAGCAGAGCAGAGCUCCAUGCUCUGUACACAGGGGCUGAAGAAGGAUGAGGUCCCUGCCAUUGCUAGCUGGAAUCAGAAUACUGAUUGGAUGGACAACUCAUGUGCAUCCUCAGUGCUACAGAGUCCAGAUGGGAACUGGUUUGCCCUACAGAGUACCCAACAGUCUCGGCUGAGCUUGCCGACCAAGCGUGAGAACCUGAUGUUCAGCGCGCUGGAAAAGGAAUCCGGUGUGAUCUCAGCCUAUGACGGAAUAGCCUCUGACACCGAGUCAGACUCUGAUGGAGCCUGGGCUGCUGCCCGGGUGGAGAAUCUGCCCUCCAGCAACUUGUUAAAUGAUCAUCAUGACACCAGCUCACAGCCAGCUAUAAAAUUACCAACUGACCAACCCCAUAGUGACAGUGACCAGAACAACCCCAUGCCCCAAAUCCAUAAACUAUCACUUCCUCUCCUGAAGAGGAAGGUGUGUCUAGAGGACAGUCACCUGUCUUGCCAAUGCCAUAGUGCCAUGGGUAUUACUGCAAACCCUGAUGGUGGAGACAGUAGUGAGGAUGGCUUAGAGGACAACAGGGUCAAGAGGACACGACGGAGGAGAAGAAAUAAGCGUGAGGCUACAGAGGGGAAAGGCUUGAGAGUGUGCAGUGGGGGAAGGCUAUCUUUAUCUGAACCUCAGGACUAUGGCAGGAUGCUACUGAGUUAUCUAUUGAAAUGCCAGACCAAGAGGCAAGAGAGUGUUUCAGAGUUGAGUGACGAGACUAUAAAUGCGGACACACCAGACUCUCUGACCCCAGACAUUUUGCAAUCAGGGGCCAUGACUCCUAAUGCUUUUACGCCUCAUGCAGAAGACCCCAACACUGAGGAUAAUGUUCUGAGUGGUGCUUCAGAUCAGCAGCUGACAUCCAAAAUGAGACAACUGUCCGAUCAAGUCAAUGGAACACAGCUCCCCUUAACCAGGAAUGGGCUUGACGUGGUACAAGAACCCGUAGAUGAGAGAAAUGAAAAGCGAGAGAAGGGAAAGAAUAAUGAGAGGGACAAAGAGAGAAGAGAAGUCUUAUGUGAUAUGGAGGUGGAUGUAGACCAGGAAGACUCGGAGAUGAACGAGGAUAAAUAUCAAAAAGCAGGCAAAAAAUUACCAGAUGUAGAAGACAAUGAGCUAGAGAACAUAAAAUUGAGGAAUUCAGAAACCCUGACCACAAAUAUGAUUGAUAAAUUGCACAAUGAAAGUGCCGUUGAAACACAGAGAAUUGCCAGAAUGCCACAGAAAGAGUGCUUUGAUUGUAAGGUUCAGCUAAUAAGAGAAUUAAAUAGCACUAAUAACUUUGGCUCAGAGGGACAGAUUAAAACGACUGAAGACAAAGCAAAUUAUAUGAGUGAGGGAAUGCAUGUAUAUCAGAAUGUUGAGCAGGGAAAGAAAGACAGAUCUGAUAGUAGAGGAGGAGAAGAUCCUGAGCCUGUAAAAAAUCAACACAGUGUAAAUAAUGAGGCACAUAUAGAACCAGAAGCCCAAGGUCUUUUGGAGAUAGACAAACAAAGAGAGACACCUGUGGAGAGCUGGGAAAAAAGUGACAAAGUUGAGACUCAAGAGUGCAGGAAGCCGAAAAAAGACCCUGAAUAUGCAGCUGAAAGUAAAAAUGACAGUGUGGACAAUACAGUAAGUGAAAAAAGAAUGAACAAGGAGGAAGAGAGACUGACGUACAGACGUCAGGAUGAUCUUGAUUGUGGUGAGGAAGGGAACUCAGACUAUACAAACAUGAUUGAGAAUGUGGUUAAGGGUUUAAAUAUCCUGGAAGAAGAAACCGAGGCACAUAUCAGCAAGACAAGAUACAGCAUAUCAGAUUUCGCUGAUGAAUUGAGUAAGGAGAAGGAGGAAAUAACGGGAAAACAAAAAGAACCAAACCAGUCGACACAGGAUAAUGAAAUCGGAUUCUAUAAUGAGAGAAUGAACAAGGAUGAACAAACACAAGCGAGCGAUAUGGAAAAUGAGAGCAGGGGUAACUUGGUUGAGAAAAUAGAAGCGUGUAGUUGUGUAGCAGAAGCAGAGCAGUGUAAUGACCACACACUCAAGGAUGUUCUGGACUGCACUCCUCCUGGUCAGGAAGAGUUUCUCCCCCCAGAGGAAAUCUACAAAAAGUAUUCAGCUGCAUCUCUGCGCAGCAUCACCACUGAGGUCCUGAAGGUUCUCAAUGCCACUGAAGAUCUCAUCCAGGGUGCCAUGGGUCUCAGCCAGUCAGAGUCCUGGGAUCGACCUGCCCCUACCCUUCCUCCUGCUCAGAGCAAGAGACUAGACGAGCAGCUCAGCAGACUAGAGGAAAAUGUAUACGUGGCUGCUAGUGCCGUAUUUGGGCUGGAGGCUGAACUGGGAGAUCUUGAGGAGUGUGCACGCAGCAUCAGCGGAGAAACCAAAGAGGAAGAACUCUCUCACCUGGAGGAACAGGUGGCGUCAGCCGCCGCUCAUGUACAGCAGUCCGAGCUCCAGGUGUCAGACAUUGCAGCAAGAAUUGCAGCUCUGAAAAAUGCCGGCCUUAAUGUAGCACCACAGACACGUUUUGCCAAGCCACAAACCAUAGAUUCAUCUCGCCAGCACCGUCGCCGCCUGCCAGCACCUCCAAUGCAAGGUAAAAAGACGUAGUGAGAGCCAGAGCUCAGAAAACAUCAAUUUACAGCCAAACAAGCAGAACCUCUGUGCCUUUAAUUAGCAGACUACAGCCCCAAACAGCCUUUUCUGUUAGCCAUAACCACUGCACUGCAGAACUGAUUCUGAUCACUAGGCACUGGAAGACAGUAUUACGGUGGGCCACCUUACUGAUGAAUGGCCAAAAUGGUCAAAAAAAAAAAACAAACUAAAAAAGGAGAGGACAAAAAUCAUUAUGUGUAGAAUUCCAUAUAUUACAAUGGGUUAUUUAUGAACUAUGCACAUACGUAAGAGAAUAUUUUGUUGAUCCUGUGCCAUAUACGUUUGGAAGAUUAUAAACUGAAGUUAUGGAUCAGUUUGCUUUCAAAUUGACAUCAGAAUUUAUUACUUUGUUGUGAACAUCUAAAUUUUAAAGUCUAUUCCAUUUAUUUAAUCUCGUUCUACGAGAAACAUGAAGCCAGUCUAACUAUUAUUUUUUUCAUAUCAGAAUUUCUCAGAACACUGUUAACAAAUCAUGGCCGUUUCUGUCCCCUUUGCUCUUGUUUAUUACUUAUUAUUAAGUAGAGAUUUAUUUCCAGAGAAAUAAGUGUACUAGAAUCACACACAUUAAUUAUUUAUAUAUAAAAAUUAAAAUGUGUAAUUACUUAGUAUGUAUUAAAUUUCUUUAUGUAA
Molecule: messenger RNA, 5154 nt
Organism: Ictalurus punctatus (channel catfish)
Lineage: Eukaryota; Metazoa; Chordata; Actinopteri; Siluriformes; Ictaluridae
Gene: myripa
Product: myosin VIIA and Rab interacting protein a
Exons: 17
Coding region: 1000-4479 (1159 amino acids)
Biological process (GO): intracellular protein transport
Cellular component (GO): cortical actin cytoskeleton
Molecular function (GO): small GTPase binding; actin binding; myosin binding
Source: RefSeq, a predicted model, not a curated record